Molecule: messenger RNA, 4539 nt
Organism: Arachis ipaensis
Lineage: Eukaryota; Viridiplantae; Streptophyta; Magnoliopsida; Fabales; Fabaceae
Source: RefSeq, a predicted model, not a curated record
UCAUGAACAAAUUUGCUCCUCUCCUGUUAAAAGAGGUUGGUUAAUGUUGUUUGAACCAAAAGCUAGGUUUAUAGCUGCCUCGGCAAUUUUCAGAAAGGGGAAAACAAAACACGGUUAUUGAGAGAACACCCAAUUCGAAAGUUUUGUACUUUCCUCAAUUGGGUGUCAGUUUUCCACAUCAAAAUCUGAUUUUGAUUUCGCGACUCACCACUUACAAUUACAAAUUUACAACUCGCUUCGUUUCUUUCUGUUUCUGGGAACGGAAAUAACAGAACUGACACAACUACAACCCGUUCUCUAUUUCAGUAUUUCUAUUCUGAUUUAGUUGUAAAAACUAAUCUCAUUUUCUUUUUCUUUUAGUUUGCAAUGUGUCAAUAGAAUCUGCUUCGAGAUAGACCAAUUUUGUUUCUUCUUCUUCUCCUUUGUUUCUUUAGACUCUGAAAUGCCCUUCUUGUUAUUUUAUCUAAGGUUUCUUCCAUUUUCUCCUCAGCGUGUUGUUUGAAACAAAUAAUGGAGGGUUCAGAUUUUCUAAAUAGUAUCUCAGCUUCAAUAUUAUCAAAACAUUUCUCGGACUCUGAGAUUCUAUCCGACACGAUCCUAGGAUUGCCAUUUUUGGAACUUGCUGCAAUCUGCGUGAACCUUACCCUUGUUGUGUUGUUCCUCUUUGUUGUAUCCGUGAGGAAGAUUUGUGUGUGCGAAGGUCGGAUUCGAAUUAAUAAGGAAAACGGCAUCGCCACCAGCACCACCACCAUUAAUGGAAACAAUGGCAUUGAUGGUGAAGUUCAAAUAGGUUCAAUGUUCAAGUUCUCAGUGUUCUCUUGUUUCUAUGUCCUUUUUGUUCAAGUUGUGGUGCUUGGUUUCGAUGGGGUUUCUUUGAUUUCAAAUGGGGCUAAUGGAAAACAUGUGAACUGGUUCCUUCUAUUUGUGCCAUCUGCACAAGGUUUGGCUUGGUUUGUGUUGAGCUUCUCAGCAUUGCAAUGCAAGCUCAAAGUUUCUCAUAAGUUCCCUUUUCUCUUGAGGGUUUGGUGGUUAUUGUCCUUUGUUAUCUGUUUGUGCAAUUUGUAUGUUGACGUGAGAGGUCUUUAUAUGGAAGGUCCCAAAUACCUUUCCACUCGCGUAGUUGCAAAUUUCGCCGUCGCUCCGGCGCUUGCAUUCUUGUCUGUGGUUGCAAUUAGGGGUGUUACCGGUAUACAAGUUUGUGUGGACCCUGAUCUUCAGGAGCCAUUGCUUGUUGAAGAGGAGACGGGUUGUCUCAAGGUUACACCUUAUAAAGAUGCCGGAAUUUUCAGCUUGGCCACGCUUUCGUGGCUGAAUCCGCUUCUUUCCGUUGGUGCAAAGAGACCCCUCGAGCUUAAGGACAUUCCCCUUGUAGCGCCCAAGGAUAGAGCCAAGACUAGUUAUAAGAUUUUGAACUCAAAUUGGGAGAGAUUGAAGGCUGAAAACCCCUCUAAGCAGCCUUUGUUAGCUUGGGCGAUUCUCAAGUCGUUUUGGAAGGAAGCAGCCGUGAAUGCCAUCUUUGCAGGUCUGAAUACUUUGGUAGCUUAUGUUGGUCCAUAUAUGAUAAGUUACUUUGUUGAUUACUUGGGUGGCAUAGAGACUUUUCCUCAUGAAGGCUAUGUCCUCGCGGGAAUAUUCUUUGCUGCAAAGCUUGUGGAAACGCUGACGACUCGGCAGUGGUAUCUAGGAGUGGACAUCUUGGGUAUGCAUGUCAGAUCGGCUCUAACGGCGAUGGUGUACCAAAAGGGGCUAAGGCUGUCGAGCUCAGCCAAGCAAAGUCACACAAGUGGGGAGAUUGUCAAUUACAUGGCUGUUGAUGUUCAGAGGGUAGGGGAUUACUCUUGGUAUCUUCACGACAUGUGGAUGCUUCCGAUGCAGAUUGUUCUUGCUCUUCUAAUUUUGUACAAGAGUGUUGGAAUAGCUGCCAUUGCAACAUUGAUUGCUACAAUAAUUUCCAUUGUUGUAACUGUUCCUGUGGCUAGAAUACAAGAAAAUUACCAAGAUAAAUUGAUGGCUGCUAAGGAUGAAAGGAUGAGAAAGACAUCAGAGAGUUUAAGGAAUAUGAGGAUUCUCAAGCUACAAGCUUGGGAAGACAGGUAUCGUAUACAAUUGGAGGAAAUGCGUGGAACGGAAUACAAGUGGCUGAGGAAAGCGCUCUAUUCUCAGGCUUUCAUAACCUUCAUAUUCUGGAGCUCCCCGAUUUUUGUGUCGGCAGUCACUUUUGCUACUUGCAUAUUGUUGGGUGGUCAGCUGACAGCAGGCGGUGUCCUUUCUGCCCUGGCUACAUUUCGGAUCCUCCAAGAACCUCUGAGAAACUUUCCGGACUUGGUGUCAACGAUGGCUCAGACAAAAGUUUCGCUUGAUCGGAUAACUAGUUUUCUGCAGGACGAAGAAUUGCAGGAAGAUGCAACUAUCGUCUUGCCACCAGGCAUGACUGACACUGCCGUAGAGAUCAAGGAUGGUGUCUUCUGCUGGGACCCUUCUUUGUCUAGGCCUACACUGUCAGGAAUACAUAUGAAAGUCGAAAAGGGCAUGCGUGUGGCUGUUUGUGGCAUGGUUGGUUCUGGGAAAUCAAGCUUCCUUUCUUGCAUCCUUGGAGAGAUUCCUAAGCUUUCGGGUGAAGUUAAAGUAUGUGGCACUGCUGCAUAUGUCUCCCAAUCAGCAUGGAUACAGACAGGAAAUAUAGAAGAAAAUAUCCUCUUUGGAAAUGCGAUGGACAAACCAAGGUACAAGAAGGUUAUUCAUGCUUGUUCACUGAAGAAGGACCUAGAGCUUUUCUCACAUGGAGACCAAACAAUUAUCGGUGAUAGAGGUAUAAACCUCAGUGGUGGCCAGAAGCAGCGGGUUCAGCUUGCACGAGCACUUUAUCAAGAUGCUGAUAUUUAUCUCCUUGAUGAUCCCUUUAGUGCAGUUGAUGCCCACACCGGAUCGGAUUUGUUCAGGGAGUAUGUAUUGACAGCAUUAGCCAAAAAAACAGUCAUUUUUGUGACGCAUCAAGUUGAAUUUCUGCCUGCUGCUGAUCUGAUACUGGUCCUUAAAGAAGGACAAAUCAUACAGGCCGGAAAAUAUGAUGAGCUUCUACAAGCUGGAACAGAUUUUAAGACUCUAGUUUCAGCUCAUCAUGAAGCAAUAGAGGCUAUGGAUAUUCCUUCUCACUCAGAUGAAUCAGAUGAAAACAUGUCCCCAGAUAGAUCUAUUAUGACAGAAAAGAGAUCCUCUGCUUCACUCGACAUUGAUGGUCUAGCAAAGGAAGUGCAAGAGGGAUCAUCCGAUCAGAAGGCAAUCAAGGAGAAAAAGGCAAAGCGCUCAAGGAAAAAACAACUUGUUCAAGAAGAGGAGAGGGUUAGAGGUCGUGUGAACAUGAAGGUUUACUUGUCGUACAUGGCUGCAGCAUAUAAAGGCUUAUUGAUUCCGCUCAUAAUUAUGGCACAAUCAUUAUUUCAGUUCCUUCAGAUUGCUAGUAACUGGUGGAUGGCUUGGGCAAAUCCUCAAACUGCUGGAGACGAGCCAAAAGUAACUCCAACUGAGCUUCUUCUCGUGUACAUGGCCCUUGCUUUUGGCAGCUCAUUGUUCAUAUUUGUAAGGGCUGUUCUGGUAGCUACAUUUGGUCUUGCUGCUGCGCAAAAAUUAUUUUUCAGCAUGCUCAGAAGUAUUUUCCGUGCACCAAUGUCUUUCUUUGACUCUACACCAUCUGGAAGGGUCCUGAAUCGGGUUUCUGUUGAUCAAAGUGUUGUGGAUCUCGACAUUCCUUUUCGACUUGGAGGGUUUGCUUCAACAACAAUACAGCUCAUAGGAAUUGUUGCUGUAAUGACAACAGUUACAUGGCAAGUUUUCCUCCUGGUUAUCCCAAUGGCUAUUGCUUGUUUGUGGAUGCAGAAAUACUACAUGGCUUCCUCAAGGGAACUGGUACGAAUUGUAAGCAUCCAAAAAUCUCCAAUAAUACAUCUUUUCGGUGAAUCAAUUGCGGGAGCAGCCACCAUCAGAGGUUUUGGACAAGAAAAAAGGUUCAUGAAGAGGAACCUUUACCUUUUGGAUUGUUUUGCACGGCCAUUCUUUUGCAGCCUUGCAGCUAUUGAGUGGCUAUGCUUGCGCAUGGAAUUACUCUCCACUUUUGUGUUUGCUUUCUGUAUGGUACUACUUGUAAGUGUUCCCCAUGGAAGUAUUGACCCCAGCAUGGCUGGACUUGCCGUGACGUAUGGCCUGAAUUUGAAUGGACGUCUAUCUCGGUGGAUACUUAGCUUUUGCAAACUUGAAAACAAAAUUAUAUCUAUCGAAAGGAUUUAUCAGUACAGCCAAGUUCCUAGUGAAGCACCUGCAAUUGUUGAUGAUUCUCGUCCUCCGUCCUCAUGGCCCGAGAAUGGAACAAUCCAAAUAGUUGAUUUGAAGAUACGAUACAAGGAAAAUCUUCCCAGGCACUGGAUAAGUCUCAGCUUGGAGAGGUUAUUCGAUCAAAAGGACAAAAGCUUGAUACGCCGGUUCUAGAAAAUGGAGAUAAUUGGAGUGUAGGGCAACGACAACUUGUUGCUCUAGGCCGAGCCCUAC